AUGGCUGCUAGCGUUAGGGACUGGGCCGACCUUCCCUACGACCUCCUAAACCUGAUACUGUCAAAGAUGACGGCGACGGAAAGGCAUAGCUUCAGCCGUGUGUGCAAGCUCUGGAACUCCGCGGCCGCCACGUCACCAUACGGCCCCUCGCCCUGCCUCAUGUACUACCACCGCACCAAAUACACGUGGCGAUUCUUCCACCACAACUCCUUCUUCAACCUGACCUUUCCCGAUCUCGAGCACGCCGAGAUCCGCUGCGCCCGGCACGGCUGGCUCCUUGUGUCCCUCCCCGACAACAUUACCCUCUUCUUCUUCAACCCUCUAGGCGGCGGCGAUGUUGGCCUGCGGCGGAUCCACCUCCCGCUCAGCCCCGGACACUUCACGACCGUCGGAUUUGUCCGGCCACCGACCUCGUCAGAAUGCGUCGUGGUCGGGAUUUCGAUGGUUAACAUCAAGGACAGUCCCGUUCGGGUGUCUUUGCUCCGGCACGGCGAGAUGGAGUGGGCGGUCAACGAGUACCCAAACGUCAAGGCCGGAAAGCGCCGGUUCCUGGCCUCGCAGGUAGCCCCCGUCGCCCACCGCGGCCGGAUCUGCUUCCUGGGGGUGGAUGGCGACGUCGGGAUCUUCUGCCCCGAGUCGGGCCGGUGGGUGGUUCGGGCCAGGUGCCUCGGGCGGCGGCGGGGUCACUGGGCUCAGACGAAGAUCAAGGAUCAGUUUCUGCUGAGGAUCGACGGAGCGCUCGUGGGGGUGUUUGUUUUCCACGAUGAGGGGAGGGUGAUGGUGUUUAGGCUGUCGGAGGCGGAGGAGCGCCGCCGCGUGAGGUGGGUGCCGGUGGAGGACGUCGGGGACAGGGCGCUGUACCUCAGCCACGCGUCGUCAUUCUGGUGCCUGGGGAGGAACGGGAACAACAACAGGGUUUACCUGCCGAGGUUGGCCGGGGACGCGAGCGCCGCCGUGUUUUAUUCUCUGACGACGGGGAAGUACCACUCGGUCGACGACGGCGGCGCGUGGGGCGACGCGUACGGCCUCAUGAGGAUGGAUCUCGCGGCGUGGGUGACACCGGACCCACCCGCCCGUGGGACCCGAGUAGCGCUGCCGGCGGGUCGGGUCGGGAUAUCAAGCGGGAAUCAUGAAUCAGAAUUGCAGGAAUCAUGA
Striga asiatica is the source of this 1155-nucleotide messenger RNA. NCBI's taxonomy places the organism in Eukaryota, Viridiplantae, Streptophyta, Magnoliopsida, Lamiales, Orobanchaceae. The record is from the annotation of a GenBank genome assembly.